CUCCCACCGGAAGUGCAGCGUUUGCCUCCUGGGCUUCGUGGGUGACUUGAGGUGCAGUUGGAAGGUUCUGUGGGGUCGGGCCGGGUUGGGCUCUAUCCUCUUACGUUUCGAGUGGUUCGAAAGGCUCCAGAGCGCCGUGUUCACGCGGUCCCGGGCCGGUGCGCGACUCUUCUGGCCGCCCAGCCUGCCGCAGCCCCCAGCCCGAAACACCGCGCCGGACUGUCACGCAAUUUAGGACCUCGAGCCUGUGACAAUGGUGUGCAUUCCUUGCAUAGUCAUUCCAAUUCUGCUCUGGAUCUACAAAAAAUUCCUGGAGCCAUACAUAUACCCUCUGAUUUCACCUUUUGUUAGUCGUAUAUGGCCUGGAAAAGCUGUACAAGAAUCCAGUGAUAAAAAUAAAAGCCAAGUAGACUGUAAGGGUGCAGAUAUAAGCGGAUUACCAACAAAAGGACCACCAGAGAUCUCUGAUAAAAAGAAAGACUAAUGCCAUUUUCCCACAGGAGCUCAAUUGUUUUAAAAAUGGACCUGACAAUAUGAAGCACCUUCUUUGUAAUUAUCUCUGACCUUUUUCUCUGAGACCAGAAUUCAGGGUAGACAGUUUAGAUAUUCACCUGAUACUAAUCAGGAAAUGUAUUUAUAUUUAAAAUACACUUAAUUGUAUUUAAUGACCUCAUUCCUAGUUCCUUGUUCAUUAAAGUAGCUCAUUUCCAUUAAUGCCAUUUUUAACAGUAUGAACAAAUUGAAGGUUUGUGCAGUAGACACUUGGUUACUAAAUCAGUACUUACAAUCCUUGAGCCUCUCACCUAUUUUCAUAUGAAUUUGACUGCUAUUGUACUCUAAUUUCUGUGUACUUUUUAAAUUUGAGUGCUAUAAAUUAUACCAUGAAAUGGAUGACAGUGAUAUGAAACAUAAAGGUAUAAUUACUGUCCAACAUAGUGAAGCAGUUUGUUCAUGAGAAUGGUAGUUAUUAUUUAUUGCUCUGGAAAAGAUAGGUGAAAAUAGGAAACUUACUUGAAAAAUGAAGCAUCUUCUACACAAAUUUCCAUUGUAUAAAUUCUUUGUUGCAUUUCUUCCUACAAAUGUAUUAAACAUUCAGUUUAUCUAGUG
This is a messenger RNA of Octodon degus (degu), 1107 nucleotides long. RefSeq names its product chromosome unknown C18orf32 homolog (gene CUNH18orf32). The record is from RefSeq and is a predicted model, not a curated record. NCBI's taxonomy places the organism in Eukaryota, Metazoa, Chordata, Mammalia, Rodentia, Octodontidae. Gene Ontology annotation, biological process: positive regulation of canonical NF-kappaB signal transduction. The coding region runs from base 254 to 484 and encodes 76 amino acids. The transcript is spliced from 3 exons.